AUGCCAAAUAAUAACCACAAGUAUGAACCAUCAACCAUCAACACAAUCUCGAUAUCAUCAUCUGUGUUGUUAUCAUUACUCAGACACACUUCAGAACACUAUCCAGCCUUAUUUUCAGGUGCAUUAUUGGGAUUUGAAGAUGAAAAAACAAUUGAUAUAACUCAUGGUUUCCCGUACCCUUACCCAGAUCAAUAUGAAGGUGGAUCUUUUAAAUCAAGAUCAGGUAGUCAAUACCAAAAGGAUUUAUUAGAAAAUUUCAAAAAAUUAGGCUAUGGAGUUGAAUUUCAAGGUUGGUUUCAAUCAACAAUUUCAGGAAAUUUUGUAACUACACAAUUAAUUGAAGGAUUAGCACAACAACAAUUAAAUAAUUCAAAUAUUUUUAUUUUAAUUCAUGAUAUGUCAAGUAUAGGACAAGAAGUAAAUUUAAAAGCUUUAAGAUUAUCAACUGGAUUUAUGAAUGCUUAUAUUGAUGGGAAAUGGAAAUCAAAAGAUUUAGAAAAAAAUAAAAUAUCAUAUUUAAAUAUAUUUGAUGAAUUAGAAAUAAAAAUACAGAAUCAAGCAUUAACUGAAUUAUACCUUACAACAACAAAAGAACCAAAAACAACAGAAUCAGAAUUACAAAUUUUAAAUUUAUUAUCAAAUUCAAAUUCAACAUCACAAUUAUUAGAAUCAUUAUAUUCUCAAGUAGAUUCUUUUAAUUAUGAUCAAAAUAAUUUUAAUUAUUAUCAAAGACAAUAUCAAAAAGAAGGUUCAAAAAUACAACAAUGGAAACAACAAAGAAAAUAUGAAAAUUUAGAAAGAGCUAAAAAUGGAGAAAAAGAAAUUGAAAAUAAUGAUGAAUGGAAAUCACUUUUUAAAUUACCUGUUGAACCUUCAAGAUAUAAUAAUCUUUUACAUAGUCAAUCUAUUGAUUUAUUAGCUGAUGAUAUAUUAAAAAAAUGUGAUGAAGAAUUACAAAAAUCUUUUGCAAUUAAUAGAAAAUUAACUUUAUAG
Molecule: messenger RNA, 993 nt
Organism: Lodderomyces jiufengensis
Lineage: Eukaryota; Fungi; Ascomycota; Pichiomycetes; Serinales; Debaryomycetaceae
Exons: 1
Coding region: 1-993 (330 amino acids)
Cellular component (GO): cytosol; eukaryotic translation initiation factor 3 complex; eukaryotic 43S preinitiation complex
Molecular function (GO): protein binding; translation initiation factor activity; metallopeptidase activity
Source: RefSeq, a predicted model, not a curated record